UGAAAAAGACCAAAAAAAAAGUCUUCAGUGUUUGGCUUUGGCUUUGGCUAAUUCUUUUUCCUCAAGAAACCCAAUUCAUAAUUCUUAUAUAAAUUACCCCAAUUCAUUCAUAAUCACUCUUACUUCUGAUUUAGGGUUUCAUAAAAAAGAAAAAAAGGAAAGAAAUGGGGGCAAUUUCACUUAAUUCACUUCCAUUAGGUUUCAGAUUCAGACCCACUGAUGAAGAGUUGGUUAACUAUUACCUUAGAUAUAAGAUCAACGGCCAUCACAAAGAAGUUAAAGUAAUUAGUGAGAUUGAUGUUUGUAAACGGGAGCCGUGGGAUUUGCCUGGUUUAUCAGCCAUUCAGACGAAUGAUCCAGAGUGGUUCUUCUUUUGCCCGCAAGAUAGAAAGUACCCAAAUGGGCAAAGAUUGAACAGAGCAACAAAUGCUGGGUAUUGGAAAGCAACUGGGAAAGAUCGGAAAAUAAAAUCGGGAAAUAAAUUAAUUGGGAUGAAGAAGACCCUUGUGUUUCAUACUGGACGAGCUCCAAAGGGGAAGAGAACCAAUUGGGUUAUGCACGAGUAUCGUCCAACUUUGAAGGAUCUUGAUGGCACUUUACCUGGACAGAGCCCUUUUGUGCUUUGUCGUUUGUUUAAGAAACAAGAUGAGAGUGUUGAGAUUGAAGUUGGAGUUGAAGGUGACGGUGAAGCUGCCAUGUCAUCUCCCGAGAAGGAGUCUGAGUUUCCUGUUUUGGAAGUUAAACCUGAAAAUAACCCCAUAAUUGUUGAGUCUUCGCUUGCUGCCGGAACUACUUCUGAUGUUCGAGUGGUCGAAGAAGAAACUGUUACUGGGAUGAAAGAUGAAGACUUUGAUGAGUUAAAUGCGCUAAUGUGGGAGCCACAAGAGUGUAUCCCCUUUCCCCCAUUGUACUCACCCAUGCCAGGGGAGAUACAAUCUUCUUAUAUGCCUUGCACAGUCAAUGAUGAUUAUGAAAAGAAUGCUUAUAUUUCUCAGUUCUUGGAUUCUAUUCUUAAUACUUCAGACGAUUAUUCAACCAUUGAAAGUGAGACCCCUAAGAACAUGCCCCUUGUUAAGGACAGUGGAUCUUGCAGCGAGUCAGAUGUAGAAGUAGGCCAAUCAUUGCCUGAGGCAGAAUUUCCUAAUUCAUUGUGGUCUGAGGCUGCUCAUUUUAAGAUGGAAAGACCUCCAGAAGAUUACAGAAGUCUGACAAACCAGUGUUUCUUAGAGCCUGAACCUUUCAAACAGGAUGUUUUCUCAUCUGGUUCUGCCGCUGGCCAAUCUUAUGAUCGUUACAAUAAAUUAAACAAUCAGAUGGAUGCAAUCGGCAGCAAUGACGUUGCUGGAACUGGAAUCAGGAUUAGGACACGCCAACGACAGAGUAAUCAAAAGAAUGAUGGCUCGUUAACUCAGGGCACUGCUUCAAGAAGAGUACGGCUGCAGAGUAAACUUCAAGUUGGGUCAGUGGUUUACAAGGAGUCAGGAGCUGAAACCGACAUGCUAGAGGAAUAUGAAUCAAAACCCCUUGUUAGAGAGGGAGUAAAAGCUGCAGAAAAGUCAAGGGAAAACAGUAAUAUUUCUGAAGAGCUUACUACAAUUGAUAGACCUGAUGGAAAAUUGAAUGGCAGCGUUUCAACGGAUAGUGAAAUUUCAAAGGCUUUUCGAGGCCGUCAGUCACUUGCAGUUUUGUUUAGGGUAGCUGCAAUUAUAGUAAUGUUCUCAGUCUUGGUUAGCACAUUCAGGGGUCUUGAUCUUAAAUUAUAGUUCUGCAUAGAGAGAUCUUAUCCGUGUGUAUAGUCUGCUAUUUACUUCUUUUUUUUGGGAUUUACUA
Pistacia vera is the source of this 1830-nucleotide messenger RNA. RefSeq names its product protein NTM1-like 9. Gene Ontology annotation, biological process: regulation of DNA-templated transcription. The record is from RefSeq and is a predicted model, not a curated record. Lineage: Eukaryota; Viridiplantae; Streptophyta; Magnoliopsida; Sapindales; Anacardiaceae. The transcript has 6 exons. The coding region runs from base 165 to 1763 and encodes 532 amino acids. Gene Ontology annotation, molecular function: DNA binding.